CUCUCACGCACCUCUUUCCCCUCUUUUCACUUUCUCUCUCCUCACUUCACUUCCUAUUUAUACUCCCCUCACUUCUUCUUCUUCCUCAUUUUAACUUUCUCUCUCCUCUCUCAAAAACCUCAACAAUGGCGGCCAUUAACGAAGACAAGAGCAACUCCUCUUCCUCCCACUCCCUCUCCUCCGUGUACCUCUCCGACACCGCCGAGGUCAAGAAAGUCUUCGACAAAUUCGACGUCAAUGGCGACGGAAAAAUCUCCGCCGACGAACUCAUCGGCGUCAUGAAGGCGCUUGGAUCGGAAACCUCGCCGGAAGAAGUUAAACAAAUGAUGGAGGAAAUGGACUCCGAUCGUGAUGGAUUCAUCAAUCUCGAGGAAUUCGCCGAUUUCUGCUCGAAGAAAGUUGAAGGUGAUGAGUCUGGUUCGCAGGAACUUCAUGAUGCGUUUAAGAUGUAUGAUCAAGAUGGUGAUGAUUUGAUCUCUGCUACUGAGUUGCACCUCGUUUUGACUCGACUCGGUGAGAGGUGUUCUGUUGAAGAUUGUGAGAAGAUGAUUCAGUCUGUUGAUUCUGAUGGUGAUGGUAAUGUUAGCUUCGAGGAGUUUCGGAAGAUGAUGACGAAGAGCAAAUCGGAAGCCAAGACGGUUUCGUCGUGAAAUUAGGUUUUCUCUCUCAAUUUCUGCUAACUGUUAGUACUUUGAAUUGUUAGCGUAAAUUUCUAAUUUCAUCUCAAGUUUUUAGUGAUUUAAUCACGAGUUUUAGCAGUUUAAUUUGAAAUAAUUGUGUUUAAUACUACUUUAAUCUCAACUUUAUAUUGUGAAUUUUGUAAUUAUUUGUUGAAGUUCAUGGUACUACCUCCGUUACACAUUAUUUGCAACGAUUAGACAUUUUUUCACUGUAUUUUAUGUCAAAUCGUUACAAAUAAUGUAUAAUGAGGAUUAAUCUGCUGUCAAAUCAAUCAUAUUAUUCGAACAACAAUUUUGUACUA
This is a messenger RNA of Chenopodium quinoa (quinoa), 982 nucleotides long. RefSeq names its product calcium-binding allergen Ole e 8-like. The record is from RefSeq and is a predicted model, not a curated record. The coding region runs from base 126 to 650 and encodes 174 amino acids. The transcript has a single exon. Gene Ontology annotation, molecular function: calcium ion binding. Lineage: Eukaryota; Viridiplantae; Streptophyta; Magnoliopsida; Caryophyllales; Amaranthaceae.